Messenger RNA from Wyeomyia smithii (pitcher-plant mosquito), 6286 nucleotides. RefSeq lists its product as uncharacterized. Bases 1254 to 5156 code for a protein of 1300 amino acids. The transcript has 12 exons. Gene Ontology annotation, molecular function: phosphotyrosine residue binding. Lineage: Eukaryota; Metazoa; Arthropoda; Insecta; Diptera; Culicidae. The record is from RefSeq and is a predicted model, not a curated record.
AAUGACGUUUUCAGUUUGGCAAAUCCGUGUAUUUUGUACGUUCGUUUUGGAUACGUCGUCAAAAAGAUGUGGGAUUUUUGAUCUGUUACAGGUAUUGCCGGAAAAAUGAGCAGCAUUGAUCUGUCACGGGUUUGUGGUAACCAAGCUAUUGUAGGACACCGGUUUAGGUACAAAUCGAUGUGUCAAAAGAGCAAAUGUGGAAUAGUCCAUCACAUCGUACCGUAUCAGUUUGCCAACCAGUAGUGUGUAGUCAAUUGAACAGUAACAAAUAUCCUGACUUUCUCACUGGCCUGGUGUUCCGGAUAGCCUCGUUGCAGCUGGUAGCUGGGUUGUGUGUUCGCAUGUAGCAUCAACAAACUGAAGUGUAAUCGGGAAUGUGAUAAAAGCGCCGCAAGCGCGGUUGUGUUUGUGCCCAGCAUGGCAGAAGGAAGUCGCACUCUCUCGGUCGAGCAAAUGUUGCGGAAACACAUUUUCUCGCAAUUGGUAGAUUGAACAAAGAUGAGAGUAUUUUCCUGCCGUGGGGAGGACAGAGUGGUUACUAGUGUGCAACUAGCAUCAUCCCACAGCAGCAUCACCACCACCACUAUCGGCAAAGCAGAAACUUGAGGAAGUGUAUCGUGUCGAGGUUGGGAAAGUAAUGAAUGAAAAUUUUUCGACCGACAAGAGCUUUUCUUCUAUAUUGUGAAAAAUGUCCCCUUUUCGUAAAAAAUGAUGGAGCUUGUGCACAAGAAGGAUAUUCACUCAACGAGGUGUGUUUGUUAGCCGUGGGAAAAAAGUGAGAUGUAUCUGAAUCGCAAUUAUUACGGAAAGACGAACGUGCUCUGCUUAUUUCAUAUCCAGAUUACAGAAAAAAUGUAGAAAAAAAACAUGCUAAACAAAUGAGAGUGAAUCAUCAUUGCGUUUGUUUAAUCUGGUUGAUGAACACUUAGAGAAGCUUAAAUGUAAUGUUGAAUUAAACCGUAUAUUUUACGAAAGUGGUUAUUUGAGUGUUUAAUUCUCGUGUCAGUAAAACGACAGAAAAGGUGGUGUAAGUGCACUGUAAAGCACCACAACUAAAGCCUAUGACUAAUUUAAAUGUGUUUGAAAAGAGUACCGUGAUGAAUAAUCCCGAUUAGCUCGUGUGAUUGAAACAUUGAAGUGUUCCGUUGAUUUCCACAGUGGAAAGCAUGAGAUAGCGUGUGAAUACUUUAACCGUUCGCACUUGUGGUGGAAAUCGUUUCUAUUUCAUCGAGCAAUACGGAAAAUCGAAUAAGAUGGAGCGGGUAUGGCGAAAAAUGAAUCAGGGCCUCACCAUGAGAUCAUCGACAACGAAAGCACCACCCUCCCACCAGUCGGGCUCCACGGGGAACUCCAUCACGACCGUAUGCCUUCCGGUGCCGGGUCAUCAGUACUCAACAGAUACAACGAGUUCGGCCGGUUUCGGCGAAUCGCAAGUAGUGGCCGUGCAGCAACGGCGCCGGUCAAACCCGUCGCAAGCCGGAACCACAGCUUCAUCUGAAAAACGAAGGCGCCGCCGGCGUCGGAGCAGACCGAAUCGUGAUAGUUCUCAAGGCGGAGGCCAUUCAUCCGCCGGUCAUCAUAAAAAUCAUUCAUCGUCGAAUCGGCGUAGCAAUCAGAUGACACUGACAAAUCAGGUUGGCACCGAACAAUCACUCCGGCAGCGGGCCGUCGCUCGGUUGAAGAUGUUUAAUUUUAAUCUCAACUGGGAUCUUCACAUGAACCAGUGCAAACCGUGUGGCCCAAAAAGUGGCAACAUUAUAACUCGACGCCUUUGUCGCAAUCGCCGCGGUGAGGACAAUGAACUGUAUCGCUCCAACAGCUUUAAAUUCGAGCGCUUCGAGCGGAAGGAGAAUUCAGUUGGAACUGGAACGAGGACACUGCGAAAACAGAUUUCCGUCUGCGAUGACUACAGCUUACCGAUAGACUUCGUCAAAAAGAGACCGUCCAGUUUCGAUCCCUGCCUAGCCGAACGUUUACCGGACAAUUGGGCAUCGCCGAGUCCACAAUCGGAACACGUUUCAUUUCUAGAGCCAUUGAAUUUACAAAAACCCUUGUCAGCAGUUCCACCCAACAGCUCAGGAGCGGAAACCGUCGGUAUUGGCACUGGCAUUGGUAGCGGAGUGGGAUCAGGUACUUUUCAGCAGCAGCAGCAGCAACAUUCUUUAAAACAUCAACAGCCACAACCGCACGCCACAACAGCCACAUCCACAUUUGCUCCGGUAGCUGGCAUCGACGUUGAAGUAGUCGCAAAUGAGAUAAGUAUCAAAACAGUCGAGGAAAUCUUCGACACCAGACGCAGCUAUAAACGUGGAAGUACUGGUAGAUCUCAACAGCAACGGCCACCGCGAAGACCCAGCAGCAAUUGUGAGGUUAAAUACAUUAAUCAAAAUUUUAGCUCAGGAUCAUCUGCACCUGCCUCCUCCGAGGAAGACGAAAUAGACGACGAAGAAGACGAAUCAAGAAAAAUACCCGAGCUCAAUUCUCCGGACAGCAUUUCCGAGGACCUCAUCCAGCCUCUACCACUGCGUCAAAGUCCAGUCAAGACCACUGUUCCUGAUACAGCGAAAAGAAAUCCGUCUCCCUAUUAUUAUUCUGAUCUGUUAAAAUCGAAAAGCCAAGAACAAUCCCAUCCGACAAACAAUCAACCAGUUCAGCAAGAGCAAGCUGAACCGAAGAGAACUAGCAGUAGAGCAUCAUCGGUUAGUACUCGACAAAAAGAGCUCGGUUCCCGUUACCGAAAAAGUAGCAGCCUCGACACCCCAGCAGCAGAGAAGGAAGUCUGUCUACCGAAGCGUUAUUCCAUAACCGAGGAAGGAGUUCGCAUUAUCCGGUGCGACUCUCCGUCCACCACAACCUCAGACGACUCGGAUUGCUCUGAAUGUCGAAAAAGAAGAGACUGGCAUGCCAAUGCAUUGGCCUUAGUGCGAGAAAACUGUAACCUUCCUCCGUCUUUCGACCCUUCAAUGCCACCCCAUCGAAUGCUAGGACCGGCCUCAGCAGUUUGUGCGUGUGCGACACCCGCAUUUGGCGAGGAUAACGAUGAGCUCUUUCGACCCCGGAGUAUAUUCUACGUACACCAACCAGGCGCACAGGACUGUGCCGAUUGCACUCUGAGCGAUAAUUCGGCGUCAGUGAAUGAAGAUAUGACUAGCGUUCGGACAAGGCAAAUCUACGAAACGGCAUUUGACUCGAAGAUCACCCGAUCGGACGACGACUUAGAUGAAGUGGACAGGGUGACCAAUCAAUCGGUAUUACUGCAAUUCAACAAAAGUAACGAUAGUAGCACGAGCAAUAUGGUAUCCAGUCAAAAUAAGGAAAACCGAGACAGAAGCAAACGUGCGGAAACGAAACGUUCGAAAAGUUCGUUAAAAACGCCAUCCUCUACGCAGAUCCAAACCACAGCUGACAUUGAAGUAUCUCAGGAUGCCGAUCUUGCCCAGGAUCUGGAGAAACUCCAGAUCGAUAAACAGCUUGACAAUAUUACCAACGCAAAUUCCACGUCUUCCUCCCAGCUCCCACUGCGUGGGUACACUCCUUCUCCGCCAUCGACCGCUCCUCUUCCAAUGAAAUUCCCCGGCAAACAUGAGCGCUUCUUUAUUAACAGUAUCAAAAGUGCUCCAAAUCUUCCUUCUUCCAAUACGGCGCAACACCCGCGACUUAAAGAUCUCCGAUUGGAUAUCCAGGCAUUACGUAACAGUGAAGUUCCUCCUUCCGGUAGUUGUGAUGGUAGUAUUAAUGAUUCCUCCUAUAAUAGUCCAAAAAAUAAUGAAAGACCCCGAUCAACGAUGUGUUUGGAACCGGAACGGGUUUUAGAGCUGAAACGUAGUCAUCGAAAUCACAAGCAGCGGGGCAGAAAUUUCUCUUCGACAGAAAGCAUGGCUACUUCCAGCAGCGGUGGGAGCAUGGAAUCUCUCAAGUCUAGCACCAGUGAAGGAAAUCGAAGUACCUCGUCCUCCGAUUCACGACAUUCCUCCUCUCUGAGCUCGCAUAGUUCCGAUUCCGGACCGACUAUUGCCUUCCCAUUGCGAGCUCCCGUAGUUGUACACAACAAGUUAAACAUCCUAAGCCCCAUUUCGGACAAAUCUUCCCAGGAACCAGGGUCGGAAACAUCCGAUAUAAACCGUAACAACUCACAGAAGCACUCACCGGAUGAUACGUCAACUUUGACGAAGAAGGAACACGACGAGAAUGAGGCUGUGAAGUUGACGGUUCCCAAAAGACGGUCAGCUCCGAACAAAACUCUUUUGCUUAUUACUGGGCCUGAAAUACAAGGAUCUGAUAGUGGCAUUUCUCUGCACUCACGAGAAGACGUAAAAUCGCGGACUAACAUCCUGAACCUUGGCAUUCAACGAGCCUCGCUUGGUUUGGAGAAGUCCGACAGUGGAAAACCAAUUCUUCCUCAGGAUUUCAGCGAUCUCCCAUUUGACAUGCCAAAGCUAAGACGACGACGCGCCCAUUUGCAGCAGGAACCCUGUACCUCCGGAAGUGUAACAUCGGUAGACGUUGGCGAUUUACCCUUCGAUAUGCCGAAACUCAGACGGCGCCUUCGUUUGUCACAAAAUCAAAACCAGCUCCCCAUUCCAUCGACCUCCGGUGUCCAGCUGCAGACUAGCACCGAAUCCAGCGGCCCAUCACAGGCGUCUUCCAGUCUGUCGAUGCGAGAUUCGGAUAACAGAGCAGCGAUGGUGGGAGGGUUCUACAAGCAGAGCCUUACACUGAAUCUUAACGAAUGCAACAGUGCUAAGCCGACUAAGAAAUUUGGAACUCUAGAUCUUGGAUUAAACUUCAAUACCGUUCGUGCGAAUGUGGAUCUGAUCGAUGCUGCAAUACCCCUCGAUCGCCAAGGCUGGUACCACGGAUCGAUUAGCCGAAUAGAUGCAGAGAAAAUCCUACGACCGUUGGGCGAAGGAAGUUUCCUAGUGCGAAACAGUGAAUCAACCAGACAGGACUAUUCACUGACAUUGAAGAGCGCCAAAGGUUUCAUGCAUAUGCGAAUACAGCGUGAUCCGGAGACGGGCCAAUUCAUCCUGGGUCAGUUCAGCCGACCAUUUCCGACCAUCCCGGACAUGAUACGGCACUUCUGUCUGAACCGGUUGCCGGUUCGUGGUGCCGAGCACAUGUGCCUGCUUGAGCCAGUCAUUGCGCAGAUCCUUUAAAGGGCUUCUUCUCAUCAAACAGGCGUUAUUGUGUAGAGUUUGCUUUUACGGAUUCUUAUAGCAAAUUCACGCAAAGGGUAGAUUAGCUAACAUAGAACGAGUUAAUUUAGUCCGACGGAUAGUUUCCUAUACCCGCAGUUCUACUGAUAGCACCGGAUGAAAGGUUGUUGAAAGUUGCGCGAAGAAGUUGAAAUGCAUUUACGUUUCUUCUAAACUUUCAUUGUUUUCGUUCGGCAUCUAGUUUUAACUGAGGAUCUUACAUUGAGACAAUAACCACUAAUUUGACCAUGAUUCUGCGGUAAUUAUUGUACAGAGAUUAUAUUGAAUUCGUAUCUCAGCUCAUAACUUAAUCGUAUCAUUUUAAUGAUCAUAAGUUACUGCGCCAUACUGAUUACAUUGUGAUAAAGUGACUUUGUUGACGGUUGGAUACAGUAAAUUGUCCACUUUUGAGUUUCUAUCUAUAGCAUUCAUACAAGUUUGCACAUUUAUGGUUUCAUUCGUGUGUAAGAAUAAACAUCUCCAGGCCGAAAAUACGAGAAUGCUUGCAAUGAGAUGCCAAAUUUGGGACUGUGACGAGGAAAUAAUUGCAAUUUUACACUUGAGUUAGUUGAUAUAGUGAAGUGCAAUACCGAAUUAAUAGUUUACAUGGCUUUUUUUCUGAUAGAUUACAGUGAGUUUCCAGUAGGUCUGCAAAAAUAAAUAAAUAAUUCACCAAGUGACACUAGGAAAUAGAAGUUUUAAAAUGCAAUAGAAACAGUUUAGGAGGUGAGCAACUUUUACUUUGUUAGCACUGUUAGCAACAACUGAAAGCCAAAAUUCAUUGUCCACGACGAUAGCCGUCAAUCUAUGUAAGAUUGAAUGGAAAUAUUCCUGUACUCAUUCGGCGGAAGUAACUGUAGCGCGUCUCACCAACUGUAAAGUAGAGCGUAGAGUAGUGAUUUACUACGAUUCCUGUCCGGCUCCAUUCUGCCGAGGAAGUCUUUUUCUCUGCAGAGUAACCGGAACGAAUCAAACUAUUAAAUUUGGACAAACAGAUGAUUCAGCUAACAUACUCACACAUAUUAAAAGAAAUCACGUAGUGAUGGAAAAACAUUAUUGAAAUGAGGAAAUAUAUAUCAAAAUAUUUAAAA